Molecule: messenger RNA, 2954 nt
Organism: Pygocentrus nattereri (red-bellied piranha)
Lineage: Eukaryota; Metazoa; Chordata; Actinopteri; Characiformes; Serrasalmidae
Gene: rnf34a
Product: ring finger protein 34a
Exons: 9
Coding region: 116-1213 (365 amino acids)
Biological process (GO): protein K48-linked ubiquitination; proteasome-mediated ubiquitin-dependent protein catabolic process; negative regulation of extrinsic apoptotic signaling pathway via death domain receptors
Cellular component (GO): plasma membrane; cytoplasm
Molecular function (GO): ubiquitin protein ligase activity
Source: RefSeq, a predicted model, not a curated record
GCCUCAGAGUGAGAGGAGAUGGGGCUGCUAGCUGCUGAUGGCGCUCAGGGCUCUCGGCUCUCGGAGUGACCAGCCUCUCAGUCUACGUUAGCGCUUCCAGUCGUCCGGAGCGGCUAUGAAGGCGGGCGCCUCCUGCAUGUGGGCAUCGUGCUGUGGUUUGCUGAAUGAGGUAAUGGGCACCGGCGCAGUGCGGGGGCAGCAGGCGGGUUUUGGAGGUGCCGGGCCGUUCCGCUUCGCUCCGUCUGCGGGAUACUCCACUUACCCGCCCAACUCCACCAGCCUGGUCUGCCAGGCCUGCAGACAGACCUUCUCAGUCUUCAGGAGGAGGCACCUCUGCUGCGACUGUAAGAAGAGUUUCUGCUCGCUGUGCUCCGUCCUGCAGGAGAACCUGCGCAGGUGCGCUACCUGUCACCUGCUGAAUGGAACGGCCUUCCAGCGGCCGCGGCUGAUGCGCCUGCGGGUCAAAGACCUGCGGCAGUACCUGACGCUGCGCAACAUCAACACAGACACGUGCAGGGAAAAGGAAGACCUGGUGGAUUUGGUGCUGUGUCACCAAGGGGCGGAGAGUGAGGACGACCCGGACACGCCCACUCUGCAGACACGCCCACUCUACAGCUCAUCCACCGCAGACCCCGGCCCCCUGCUCUCCCCUUCACACGGAGAACCAAUCAGCAGGAGCGACAGCUCAGGAUCCACCAGUCAGGACCUCGCUGACUCCACCUCGCUCAACCUCGAGUCGACCCGACGCACACCAGAGGUGAGUCCAGCGGUGCAGCGGUCAGCGCGGGCAUCCCUCUCUGACCUGUCCAGCCUGGAGGACGUGGAGCAGCUGACGGUCAGACAGCUGAAGGAGAUUCUGGCCAGAAACUUUGUCAGUUUCUCGGGCUGCUGUGAGAAAUGGGAGCUGGCGGAGAGAGUGAGGAGGCUGUACCGCGAAAACCAGGACAACUGCAAGUCCAGGGAGAACGUGAGCCGUGCCGUCAGUGCAGUCGUAGCUUUUCCUCCUCCGAUCUGCAGCGGAGUCGGAGAUGAAGGCAGGACUCCGCUGUUCAGUGAUGAAAACCUGUGCCGCAUCUGUAUGGACGCGGUCAUCGACUGUGUGCUGCUGGAGUGCGGUCACAUGGUCACCUGCACCAAGUGCGGGAAGCGCAUGAACGAGUGUCCGAUCUGCAGGCAGUAUGUCAUCCGCGCCGUCCACGUCUUCAAAUCCUAACGGCGACCGGGGAGAAACCUGAAAAAUGAGCUCCAUGUGCAGAAGCUUUAAUGAGGAAGCUUCCGAGUUGAACUCUUCUGGCCAGAUUCCCAGACUAAAGUCUUUCAGUGGCGAAUCUCCACUGGGCAUUGCAUUUUAGUCCAAGACUAGGCUUAAUCCACAUUCAGGAGACCGGCACUUUAAAGGAAUACUGCACUGUUUUCAGCCUAAUCUGUCUGAUGCCCAACGUAUGUAGCAUAGUCAAUUAUCAUUAGUUAUAAUGUUAUUAUGAUCUGCACUUAGAAAAGUACAGGAAACAUUGACUCUAAAAUCAGGGGCAGUUUCUGCAAGCAACUUUACAAUGGAAGUCAAAGGGCAGUUGCUGCUAACAGCCUAUUAUAGAAGUCGUUAGGCAGUUGCUGCACACUACUUAUAGUGAAUGUCAAUGGGCAGUUGCAGCAAACAGCCUAUACUGACAGUCAAUGGGCAGUUGCAGCAAACAGCCUAUACUGACAGUCAAUGGGCAGUUGCAGCAAACAGCCUAUACUUAGUCAAUGGGCAGUUGCAGCAAACAGCCUGUGCUGACAGUCAAUGGGCAGUUGCAGCAAACAGCCUAUACUGACAGUCAAUGGGCAGUUGCAGCAAACAGCCUAUACUUAGUCAAUGGGCAGUUGCAGCAAACAGCCUGUGCUGACAGUCAAUGGGCAGUUGCAGCAAACAGCCUAUACUGACAGUCAAUGGGCAGUUGCAGCAAACAGCCUAUACUGACAGUCAAUGGGCAGUUGCAGCAAACAGCCUAUACUUAGUCAAUGGGCAGUUGCAGCAAACAGCCUGUGCUGACAGUCAAUGGGCAGUUGCAGCAAACAGCCUGUGCUGACAGUCAAUGGGCAGUUGCAGCAAACAGCCUAUACUGAGUCAAUGGGCAGUUGCAGCAAACAGCCUGUGCUGACAGUCAAUGGGCAGUUGCAGCAAACAGCCUAUACUUAGUCAAUGGACAGUUGCAGCAAACAGCCUGUGCUGACAGUCAAUGGGCAGUUGCAGCAAACAGCCUGUGCUGACAGUCUAUGGGCAGUUGCUGCAAGUUAUGUAUAAUGGGCAUCAAUGGGCAGAUGCAGCAAACCGCCUAUACUGGCAGUCAAUUGGCAUUUUCUGCAAAAUAAAUAAAUAAUUUUUAAAUAGGCGUCUAUGGAUAGUUGUUGCAAGCUACAUAUAAUGGGCAUCAAUGGGCGGUUGCAACAAACAGCCUAUACUAGCAGCCAAUUGGCAGAAGUCAAAGGGCAGUUGCUGCAAGCUACUUCAACUGUGGUAGUUGACUGAACGUUACAGGUGCAGCGCACAGGUUAGGAUGAGAAGUGAUGCCGAAUUCCUUUAACUUGAGAAACGUCUUGGACCAGGAUGUCGACGCUCAACAUGAACCUGUUAAACAACAUUAUGCAAACAUUCCACAGCACACGGCCUCUACUGACGUACGGACGCUGUAGGAUGGUCACCCGUGCGACACAUAGGCCACUGUGAGAACCUCAGAGACUCCGUCUCGCCUGUGAGUCGCACCCGGGUCAUUCCGUAUAACUCAGGAUGGAAAAUUCUGGAAGACUUCAGAUGUUUGUCUGUGUGUGUGUGUGCGUCUCUGUUUCUCCUGCUUGCAUCAUCUGCCUCGAUUUAUUUUGGUUGCAGAGCGGUACGAUGCGUUGGGGGACAAGUGGGUUUGGAGUUAUGUGAUACCUUUUUUUUAUGGAAUAAUACUCUGUUCCUCCCCCUCAAA